UGGUCUGCACGCUGGACGGAGUCUGCGUCUCCUGGGCAGGGCUCUCACGCCCCGGGCCGGGCCUAUAGGAUGGGAGCCUGGAUAAUCUUUUCCGGAGCGGGAUCUGCCUACAGUGGGCGGGGCCUUCGCCCUUGGGGCGGGGUCUGUCCGUCCUUGCACGUUACCGGUCUCUCAAAGGCGCGCUAGAGUCUGAGGCACGCAGCUGGGUGCAGCUGAGGCACCGGGAGACACCAACCUCGGAGACAAGCCACGGAUGGCACCAUGUCACUCGGUAUCAAAGAGCACCCUGAUGCUGAGGUACAAAAGAACCGGGUACUAACCCUGGACGACUGGCAAGACAAGUGGGUGACCCGUCACAUCGCAUUCCAUCAGGAGCAAGGGCAUCAGCUAUUAAAGAAGCAUUUCGAUACAUUUCUUAAAGGGCAGAGUGGACUGAGAGUGUUUUUCCCGCUCUGUGGAAAAGCCAUUGAGAUGAAAUGGUUCGCAGACCGGGGCCACACUGUAGUUGGUGUAGAAAUCAGUGAAAUUGGGAUUCGGGAAUUUUUUGCAGAACAGAAUCUGUCAUACACAGAAGAACCGCUCACCGAAAUUGCUGGUGCCAAAGUGUUUAAGAGUUCUUCCGGGAACAUUUCCUUAUACUGUUGCAGCAUUUUCGACCUUCCCAGGUGUGUGCCCAUGGCAGCUCCUGGGUCCUUUCUGCAUGGUGAAUCCUCUCUCUCUGCUCCUCCCCUCCCUAGAAUCAGAAGUCCAGCUCUUCUCUCCUCAGCUAUUGGUUGAUUGGCUUUUCUUGACAAAUCAGAGAAUAGACGGAGAGCAAAGUUCACACAACAUUCCAGCAGGAGAUACUUAGAAUCCUCACCCCAGUGAACGUGAUUGUUGGGGGGAGGGCGGUAAUAGGGGUAGAAUGGGGAGGGGAACACCCAUAUAGAAGGGAAGGGGGAGGGGUUGGGGGAUGUUGGCCUGGAAACCGGGAAAGGGAAUAACAAUUGAAAUGUAAAUAAGAAAUACCCAAUUUAAUAAAGAUGGAGGAAAAAAAAAGAAAAGAAACAUACAAAAAAUGUAAAAAAUAAUAAAAAAAAGAUUAUAACUA
Molecule: messenger RNA, 1090 nt
Organism: Rattus norvegicus (Norway rat)
Lineage: Eukaryota; Metazoa; Chordata; Mammalia; Rodentia; Muridae
Gene: Tpmt
Product: thiopurine S-methyltransferase
Cellular component (GO): cytoplasm
Molecular function (GO): S-adenosylmethionine-dependent methyltransferase activity; thiopurine S-methyltransferase activity
Source: RefSeq, a predicted model, not a curated record